ACUUGAAUUUCAUCACAUGCAAUAUCAAAAUUUCAAAAUCGUUCGUUAUUUUUCUUUCUUAUCAUUUUCGAAGUCGGAAUGUCGCUAGAACUCGACGCGAAAUUUUUCAUUUGUAUCGGUCAAUUGGAGAAUUCAUUUGCAGUUUGAAAGCAUAAAAUAAUCUUCUUACGCAGUCGCGGUCAUGUCGAGAUACAGCUCUGGACGAUCUUCAGGAGACCGCGAUCGUUUGAAUAGCAAUGAAGAAGCUAAAAUAUACGUUGGAGAUUUAAGUCCUCACGUUACAAAGCAAGAUUUGGAUGAUACUUUUUCUUAUUACGGUCCUAUACGUAGCGCGUGGAUAGCAAGAAAUCCUCCAGGAUUCGCUUUUAUUGAGUUUGAGGAUGCUAGGGAUGCUGAAGAUGCGGUUAAAGAUACGGAAGGAAGAAGACAAUAUUGUAGAAGGAAAGUAUGCGGUCAAAGCGUAAGAAUAGAAUUGUCAAACAAAACUUAUAGGGGAGGCAGGGGAUCAUCUUCCAGUAAUCGUUGCUAUACAUGCGAUGAGAGAGGUCAUCUUUCAAGGGAUUGUCGUAGAAAACGACCUUAUCGCAGACCAAAUCCCAGAUACCGAUCUCGUUCACGCACAAGACGCAGCCCUAGUCCGUACUACCGACGCGAGGGAAGAAAGUAUGAUCGAAGCCGAAGCAAAAGCAGUGAUUCCAGCAGCUCUAGAUAUAGAAAGAAGUCAAAUCGCCAAGCCUCAUCGAAUUCACCUGCUCAACGACGAUCCUAUUCUAGAGAUGAGAAGCGAUCUAAUCACAGAAGUGCUUCUAAAUCCCCCAAUCCCCAUCGAUCGAAUUCUAGAGAUAGAAAAAAGUCAACUCGUGACAGAAUGUCUGAAUCUCCAGUUCGACAGCGGUCUGGUUCCAGAGAUGCAAGAAACUCAAAGCGUAGAAGUCCAUCUAAUUCGCCAGUUCAUCAACGACCAAAUUCUAGAGAUGAAAGAAACCCGAGUCGUAGAACCCCGUCUAAUUCUCCUGGUCAGCAACCAUCGAAUACUGAAAAUGGAAAAAAAUCAAGUCGUAGAAGUAGGUCCAACUCCGUUAAUCAACAACAAUCGAAUUCCGACUACAAGAGGAAAUCAAAUCGCAGAAACUCGUCUCAUUCUCGUUCUCCUCUAAAAAGACGAUCACGUUCUGGAGAUAGAAAAAGAUCGACUCGCAAAAGCCCAUCGCAUUCUCCAGUUCAGCGAUCGACUCGUAAAAGUCCAUCGCAUUCUCCAGUUCAGCGAUCGACUCGUAAAAGUCCAUCUCAUUCUCCAGUUCGGCAGCUAUCGCGAUCUGAUGAUAGAAAGAAAUCUACUCGUAGAGCUUCGUCUAACUCGCCGUCACCUGUGCAACGACGAUCACGUUCCAGAGAUGGAAAGAAAUCGAACCGCAGAAGUCCUUCUCGUUCUCCUGUUCAACAACGAUCACGUUCUGGAGAUAGAAAGAAAUCAAACCGUAGAAGUCCUUCUCAAUCUCCUGUUCAUCGACGAUCGUUGUCUGGUAGCCCUCGCAGAAACGCAAGAAAUUCGAAGUCCAAUUCUUCUCGCGAAAGUAGAUAGAUUACCUAUAGUUUACCUACUCGACCACCUGUUAGUUUGUAAAUUUCAAAUUGAUCGUUUUGAGUUCUUUGGUGCCGUAUCAUUCCAAUUUACAGUAUUAUUUAUGGGCUAUUACGAGUUGAUUUUUACGACCUGGAUUUUCAUACUGUAUAUAUUUUUUAAUGAUCUCAAACGACGUACUGUAAAUCUGUUUUUUUGUCACUGUGUAUCAAAAUUAUUCUCUUUUUCAAUUAUUAAUUAGAAAAACCUUUGAAAUUCACUAUCUAAGGAUUAAUUUAAGUUACCCUUGUUUGGAUUUUCCUUUCGAUAUUUUUAUUUACUCGAUUACGUUUAUGUUUGAACAUGAGUGUUUAUUCAGUCUUUUUUAAUACGUAAAUUUUUGUCAACUUUCGCGAAAUAUAUAAGUUUUCUAUCGAA
Molecule: messenger RNA, 1999 nt
Organism: Planococcus citri (citrus mealybug)
Lineage: Eukaryota; Metazoa; Arthropoda; Insecta; Hemiptera; Pseudococcidae
Exons: 5
Coding region: 182-1582 (466 amino acids)
Molecular function (GO): zinc ion binding; RNA binding
Source: RefSeq, a predicted model, not a curated record